UCCAUCUUAUGAUGCCGCCAAAACCGCCAUUAAACAACCUCAAGCCGCGGCCAGCACAUAGAACAAGUCCUCCUUGUUGUUUACACCCACCAUGUGGCACGCCUCCACGCCGCGCCGGCCAAACCAUCGUUCAAUAUAAGACCCCUGCACUCGUCUCACUCCCUUUGAUGGCUUCUUCCCCCACCCCGAGCUCAGCCAGCAACUCGCCAUUGAUGCAGUAGCUAGUCCUGUGUAUUACAGCGGCAGCAAGAGCAGGUAGCAGAAAGAGAGAGUCAGAGAUGGAUCGGCUGGUGAUACCGGAGCCGUCGAACGAGGUGGUGGUGCGGGUGGAGCCCGGCAGGCCGGCGAGGGGGGAGCUGACGCUGCGCAACGCGAUGCACACCAUGCCCGUCGCCUUCAGGCUGCAGCCGGCCUUGAGGGGCCGCUUCGCCGUGCGCCCGCACACCGGGAUCCUUGCGCCUCUCGCCUCGGUCACCGUGGAGGUGCUCUACCUGUCCUCGGUGGCGCCAGACGGUCCUGGGGGAGGCGGCGGCCGCGGGGAGGACGCGUUCCUGCUGCACAGCGUGGUGGCGCCCGGCGCCUCGGUCAGGGAGCCCGUGUCGGCGCUGGACUCCGUGAACCCGGAGUGGUUCUCCGCCAGGAAGAAGCAGGUGUUCGUGGACAGCGGCAUCAGGGCGUCCUUCGUGGGUGCCGUCGUGGCUGCGCGGCUGGUCGUGGCAGGCGCCGUGGAGGCGCUCAGGGAGGUGCUCGACCGCAGCGACCCCGAGUGGCGAGCCGCGGACGCCGCCGACGAGUCCGGGAACACGCUUCUUGACCUUGCCGUCGGCCUCGGACGCGCGGAUAUCGUGCAGGUGCUCCUCGAGUAUGGCGCCGACGCCGACAAGCCCAGCCGCGGCCGGACUCCCCUCGAGAUAGCAGCCGCGUCUGGCGAGUGUCUUAUCGCGGAGCUCCUCGUCGCCAACGGCGCCACGCCCGCCGGCUCCGACGCGCUCCAUGUCGCCGCCGCCGCAGGGCACAACGAUGUCCUGAAGCUGCUUCUUGGGAAGCCCGCGUCUGCUUCGCCCCGCUCAUCCGCCUCCUCUGCUUCCUUCUCCGGCUCUUUCACAUCCAUCGACGCGGCGGGGAGGGACGGCAAGAAUCCUCUGCGGCUGGCAGCUGAGGGCGGACGCCGCGACGCGGUGAAGACGCUCCUCGCGGCGGGCGCGAGGGCCGACGCGAGGUGCGGCACGGACGGCGGCACGGCGCUCCACGCCGCGGCGAGGCGGGGCGACGAGGCCGUCGCGCGGCUCAUCCUGGCGCACGGCGCGGCCGGCACGGCCUCGGUGCGCGACGCCAAGGGGAAGACCGCCUACGAGGCCGCCGCCGAGGAGGGCCACAACGGGCGGAUCAUGGACUUCUUGGGCCUGGGCGAGGCGAUCCUGGCCGCCGCUCGAAAAGGUGAGGCCCGGGCCGUCCGCCGCGCCGCUGACGGGGGCGCGUCCGUGGAAGGGCGUGACGCGCACGGGUGGACGCCGCUGAUGCGCGCCGCGUUCAAAGGGCGGGCAGACACGGUGCGCGACCUCAUCGAGCGCGGCGCCGACGUCGAGGCAUCCGACGCCGAGGGAUACACGGCGCUGCACUGCGCUGCCGAGGCAGGGCGCGCGGACGUGGUGGACAUCCUCCUGAAGAGCGGGGCGAACGCCAGGGUCGCGACGGCGAAAGGGAGAACGGCGGCGGCCUCCGCGGCGGUGGCAGGCAAGUCUAAGGUGGUGCGGCUUCUCGAGAAGGCCGGCGGUGUCGGGCGGAAGGGUGCCGGCGAGAAGGUGGUGGCGAAGGGCGGGAGCAUGGACAGGAAGCGGAGGGUGAGGAAGGGGAGCAGUGGCGCCAUACGGUUCGGUGGCGGGAAGGAAGGGUACGAAGCUGCCACGGUUACCGUGGGGUGGUCGCACUAGCGUUCAACCUCGAGUUGUUGAUACUCCGAAGAGCAUUUGGGGUUUUGGUUGAAAUGGUCAGCCUUUUCAUUGGAAUUUUGUGAUUAGUUUCGGCUGAGGUGGUUAUUUUUAAUUUGUUUUGAAGAAAGUGUAACAUAUGUUUUACGGUGGUGAUGUAGUGUAAUGUAUACACUUUGUAAAAAAAAUGGAUCCCUCGGAUUGUGCAAA
Molecule: messenger RNA, 2138 nt
Organism: Lolium rigidum
Lineage: Eukaryota; Viridiplantae; Streptophyta; Magnoliopsida; Poales; Poaceae
Product: protein VAPYRIN-like
Exons: 1
Coding region: 279-1931 (550 amino acids)
Molecular function (GO): protein binding
Source: RefSeq, a predicted model, not a curated record